This is a messenger RNA of Oncorhynchus masou masou (cherry salmon), 7466 nucleotides long. Its product is annotated as serine/threonine-protein kinase PRP4 homolog. Bases 2 to 2938 code for a protein of 978 amino acids. The transcript has 15 exons. Gene Ontology annotation, molecular function: protein serine/threonine kinase activity; ATP binding. Lineage: Eukaryota; Metazoa; Chordata; Actinopteri; Salmoniformes; Salmonidae. The record is from RefSeq and is a predicted model, not a curated record. Gene Ontology annotation, biological process: peptidyl-threonine phosphorylation; peptidyl-serine phosphorylation; mRNA cis splicing, via spliceosome.
AAUGAAAAUGGCUGCUAUGGGUUUCAUACCUGGCGACGGCGAGAGAAAACAAGCGGGAGAGGAUGCAGAGAGCUCAGAGAGGAGUGGCAAUGAAGAGGAAAAUGAGGACCUGUCAUGUGAAGAAGGAAGUUCCGGGAAGGUCGAAGCCGGUUCGUUGAAGCUCUGUGUUGCCGUGAGCUCGGCCCAGACCAAGAAGAAGAAACACAAGCACCGCAGCAAACACAAGCGACAGAAGCACAUCUCCCCAGAGGUCAAGGAGCGGCGCCACGGGCACCGGCACAAGCACAAGAGGCACAAGCGUAAAGACAACCCCUCAACCUACGUCUUCUCAAACUGUGGCGAUGACGACGCUUCCCUGUACUCCUCCUCUGCCAAGCACCCAAGACUGGAAGAUGAUGAGAUGGCACUUCUGGAGGAGCUGGAGAAACAGAGGGCCCUGAUCCAAGCCGAGCUAGACGGUGAACUGACUGAGGGGGGCAGGGGGGUACAGUCGGACGUGAGGCUCAUACUCCAGGGCUCUGAAGAGGAGGAGGAUGGGGAGCUUCAGGUGGAGAGGGAGCACAAUGGGCAGCACUGGUGUAUAGGGGCAACAGGUCCCGGGUCCGGCUCACAGACCGCUAAGGACACCUGUAGAGGACGGCGAGAGUCGACAGAUGCCGGAAAAGCUAAGCAGAGCAAUCCCAAUAAAAAUGCCAGGAAAAGCAGGACAGACGGGAAGACUAAGGAUCGGAUGAGAGGACGGAGCACGUCCAGGGAUAGAGACGGCAGAAGACAUUCCAGGAGUUCAGUGUGCUUUAGGUCUCCUCCUGGCACCAGCAAGCAGCCUUCCCCACCGGCUCAGAGCAGAGGAGCCCAAAACCAGGAGCCCAGCGGCAGCAACCACAAGUCACCCGAGCACUACAAGGCCAGGUGGCCAGAUAAGGAAGGGGACAAGGACAAGAAGGCGACCAAGUCCCCCGCCAAGGACGCUUCCUCUGGGAAGGAGAACCGCUCUCCAGGCCUGCGAGUGAGGCCGCCAGGCCCCUCCCUCCAGCUGCAGCACAGCACGUCCCCAUCACAAUGUCAGAACUCCCUGGACUCAUCCUCAGGCCCCCAGGCAGCUGAGCGAAGGGCCAUGUCACCGUCACCACCCAGAGGGGGUCACCCACGCUCCCCGGAGAGUCGAAGGAGAGUGAUUGACCGACUGAGACUUCCACCUGGCAGGAUGUGGAGCCAGGAAGAGGCAGGAGUCCGUAGGGACACUAGCCCGGCCCAAGAUGCCCGGCGACGGUCCAGCAGGUCACCAUUCAGGAGGAGAUCGCGCUCUCCCAGGAGAUGCAGCAGGUCACCAUUCAGGAGGAGGUCGUUGGAUCGGUUGGGACGGAGGCUGCGGUGGCCUUCCAGAUCCCAGGAGAGGAGAUGGAGCCGGGACAGAGAGGACAAGUUCAAAGGCAGCCUCUCGGAGGGAAUGAGGGUCGACAAGGAGGACUCUGAAGAUGAAGUGCUGGAAGAUUACGAUGUGGAUGAGGAGGACGAGGAGGCUCUCAUUGAACAGAGGAGGCUACAGCGCCUGGCCAUCGUCCAGAGGUACAAGGGAGGGAACGAGGGUAGUAACAUGUCGGCACCAUCGGAGCCCGGCAGCCCCCAGAGCAGCCCACGCAGCCGCUCGCCGUCGCCAGACGACAUCUUGGAGCGCGUGGCGGCCGAUGUCAAAGAGUAUGAGCGGGAAAACGUGGACACCUUCGAAGAAAACAUCAAGGCAAAGCACAACCUCAUCGAACAGGAAAAAGACGAAGGAACCAACCAGAAAAAAACAUCCGCCCCUGAUAUGUUCACUGAAUCCGAUGACAUGUUCGCCGCCUACGAUAGUGCAAGGCUUCGAGCAGCAGGCUUUGGGAAGGACUUUAAGGAGAACCCCAACCUCCGAGACAACUGGACAGACGCAGAGGGCUACUACCGACUAAAUAUCGGGGAGAUACUGGACAAGCGGUACAGCGUGUACGGCUACACGGGCCAGGGGGUGUUCAGCAAUGUCAUCCGCGCCCGAGACGUGGCCCGCGCCAGCCAUGAGGUGGCCAUCAAGAUCAUUCGGAACAACGAGCUCAUGCAGAAGACUGGGCUGAAGGAGCUGGAGUUCCUUAAGAAGCUCAACAAUGCUGACCUGGACGACAAGUUCCACUGUCUGCGGCUCUUCCGACACUUCUACCACAAGCAACACCUCUGUCUGGUCUUCGAGCCUCUCAGUAUGAACCUGCGCGAGGUGCUGAAGAAGUAUGGCAAAGACGUGGGCCUCCACAUCAAGGCGGUGCGCUCUUACAGCCAGCAGCUCUUUCUGGCCCUGAAGCUGCUGAAACGCUGCAACAUCCUGCACGCCGACAUCAAACCUGACAACAUCCUGGUCAACGAGUCGAAAACCAUCCUCAAGCUCUGUGACUUUGGUUCAGCGUCGCACGUGGCAGAGAAUGACAUCACGCCCUACUUGGUCAGCCGGUUCUACAGGGCGCCGGAGAUUAUCAUCGGGAAGCCUUACGACUAUGGGAUCGACAUGUGGUCCGUUGGCUGCACUCUGUAUGAGCUGUACACGGGCAAGAUACUUUUCCCAGGGAAAACCAACAACCACAUGAUUAAGCUCGCCAUGGACAUCAAGGGCAAGAUGCCCAACAAGAUGAUCAGGAAAGGCGUGUUCAAGGACCAGCACUUUGACCAGAACCUCAACUUCCUGUACACAGAAGUAGACAAAGUCACUGAAAGGGAGAAGGUGACAGUGAUGAGCACCAUCAACCCCACCAAGGAGCUGCUGGCUGACAUGGUGGGCUGCCAGCGUCUCCCUGAAGACCAGCGCAAGAAGGUUGCCCAGCUCAAGGACCUGCUGGACCUGACCCUUAUGCUGGACCCGGCCAAGAGGAUCAGCAUCAACCAGGCCCUGCAGCACCCCUACAUCCAGGAGAAGAUCUUCUGAGCAUCUCUUACUGUCCCACUCACAGUCAUGCAUUGAUUGAUUGACACAUCCAGAAGCUAGUACUGAGUCCCUGGUUUGACUAUGGUUGGACCCCACCCAGCCCAAGAAAUGGAUUUAUUUGAGCUGGCAGACUGAUGGAGAGGAAGUAGUAUUAUCUUUCUUCCCCUGUUUGAACAACACACACAUCCCGUUUAACAUUGAUCUAAGGACUUGUAUUAUAUAACCAUAGUAGGGGUGUGAACAUUCAUAUGUUUAAUCGAAAGUGUUUUUUUUUCUCUACAAAAUUUAAAUCCCAGUGCAGUUAUCACAAAACUACCACUAACAGGUCCUGAUCAUCAUAAAGGGAAUAGGCCUACCUAGCACAACAAUGCUGUAACGUUAGUAAGAGGGGAUAUGCAUCCGCACGUCAUCGUCGUUAACAGUUUGAAAGAAAGUGCUUAUUACAGUUGGUAUGCAUCUGCUUCCAAAGGCCUAUUUGAGUUGUGAGGUCAUUUGUUAAAUGAAGAACUGCAAACGCCAUUUGAGCAUCGACUCACGCUACUGAAACGGGUGCGUCUUUCUCAUAAAUUUCACAGUUUACUCCCAUUUCAACAGGGUGUUAUUCCUUUUAUAAUGGUAGUUGAGACAUAUAGUUAACAGCAUUAGAAAGCUAAAAUUAUUCCCUUUUUAACCAACCUGUAUUUAGUGGGAUUUCUUUUGCCCUGUGUUUUAUUUGUGAGCUUAAACCUGGUGGCAGGCUUUUGUUAAUCAUGAAAUAAAGUAGGCCCCUAGACUAUUGAAUACACAAUUUGCCUUCAUCAACAUAAUGCUUUUGUUUCAUAUUUUAUUAUGGAACCUGCCUAGGUUUAGGGGGGGUUGUAACCUAUUCUAAAUGAAACACUAUAGCAGUUCACAAAAAAGCCUAAAAUAGCACUGCAGUUAUUCCAAAUCUACAGCGCGUGGCUGGAACACAUUUCCCUACGUUAAUCAACCAGUCCAUUUUGAAUUUGUGAUAAAGCUGUCGUGAUUCGGCAAGGAAUGUAGUUUGUCUACAGUUUUGUUUGUGUAUCCCAUCAGUUCGAUACAUUUUUAUAGGCGUUAAUACUAUGAAACUACUAUUAUGAUAAUGCCCUUUUAGUGUAAGAGCUGUUUGAGAAGACAGCCUGAAGUUUCAACCUGUUUCGGUGAGAUGAAGUUUUGGCCUGCCUAUUUGGCCUAUUCCAGAUGCCACCUACUGUAAGCCCACGGUAGAACUUAAUUUCCCCCUAGCGGUCAUACCAUGCAAUAUGAUUUGACAUGGAAUUUUGUUAAAUGUUCUUAUCGUUUUAACGGGGGGGAAACUUUUUUUUUUUAAAUUGCAGUUUGAACGUUAAGAAAUAUUUUCCAUUUGUCACAUCCCUAAACCAUAGUAGGGCUCCAAGCAGAAUGCCUGCUUUACAACAUAUUUUCCAUCUCUGCCUACCUGCAAGUCAGAUAAGAAACUUAUAAUGAUGCAUAACUAUCUCAUGGACAGUAAGGCACUCAUAAAGAGUUAGAGAUUCAUCCACUUGGAUUUUCAGUUUUUGAUUGGCCCCUUGCAGGUGACUGAAGGUGGAUGAUAUUGUAGCUGUAAAAAUAUAAUUCUGAUGGUUGGAGUUUACUGUCAUUCAUGAGUUGCCAAGGCUGUGACGAGCAGGGAGGGGGUCCAGAUAAUGAUCACAGUUAUUUAACUUGGGCUUUGUUUGAUUGGUCGCAACCCAAUGCCCUAAACCUUUUGAAUGGGAUGUUUGUACAGUCUGUAGAAGGUGAAGUCUUGCAGACUUCUUUGACUUACUAUUAUUCUGUGCGGUUAUUACCUGUCAUGCCCUGUGUUGUGUUGUGUUGUGGUGCAGGGCCAGUGUAAAUGCUAUUUAUAUCUACGUCUCCCCCAGGUAUUGAAAACCCACCCCGUCCCCCACCCUGGUGUCUGUGCAGGCCCUGGUCCGCAUGCCCGUUCUGCCGCUGCCUGUAGGUCUGUCAGUGCUGAAAACCCAAACUGUUGGGGGUCCUUGGGUCCUACUUGAGCCCACCUGCAGGGAUGGCCGCUCAUGUUUAAAGCAGAUUGUAUACCACUUUCAGUACAUUGAAGGUAAGCUAUCCCCCCUCUUCCAAAAAACAAACCCCAUCAACUUCACCUGGUUAUUACCUCCUAUGUUUAUUUAUUUUUAAAAUAGAAUUUAAUAUUGUACACAUUGUUUUAGCCAGAUGCCCCCAUAGACAUGGUUUACAUGUUUAAAAAUAUGUCAACGACAAACUGGAUAAAAGUAAACUUAAUCAAGUCACGCACCCAAAUUGUGGAAAGGAAGUUGGGUCGGGUAUGGGGGGGCUGCAUCCAACAAGCUAUGAUGGACAAGAGCACCUUCAGUGUACUUAUCUUAAUGGAACAGCUCAGAAUUUCUUGCUCUCCUGUAACGAAUACCUUUUUGUUUUUCAUGUGUUCCCUUGAUACAAUGUUAGAAACUGCAUGUGAGGAUGGCAGUCUUGCUCUGUAUUCAAACUCAUGUGUUGCAAUUAUUUUAGGCAUGUUCCUCUAAAAAUAAGGAUAUUUAAGUGUUUUGUUUCCCUCUAUCAUUGGUUUUCAUGUUUUGUAUGACCAUGUUGUCUUUUGAUACAGGGAUAUUUCUUCUCUGAGCUUUGAGUCUGCUUGUUAUGAGCGGUAAUUGCCUCUACUUUAUUUUGUGUUAUAUAUUUUAAUGUUCUUAUAGGAGCAAAACAGAAAUAAAAGAGCCCACACAUGUGUAGCUGAUGGAGAAUGUAUGCCUUUUCCACAAAUGUCUUCCCUACAUACUCAUGCCAACGUUCAGGCCCCUUUAAGUGUCUUACAAUUAACCGAAAUUCUGUAUUUUUAAAACUAAUCCACAAACCUUAACUAGAAUACUUUUGUUUUCAUCAGCUUUUUGUGCAGUUUUUAGGCUGGAAUCCCAACUUGAUUUGUGCGCAUAACUUGACGAACACAGAUCUCAAGUUAGGAUUUGGCACUUGUAUGCUAAAUUUAGUUUCAAACCAAAUAAGCAAAAUACUUUUUUUUACUGACACUAACUGAUGUUUGAUGUUUUUCCCAACAAUGGUGUUUCCUGUGGUGGCUGAGAGCGAGACAGAGCCCAGCACCUUCUCCAGCCUGGGCUCCCCUUUCAGAGAGACAAGACCUCCACAAAGCCACUUAUCAAGGUCAUUUUUGAUGGCAUGGGUAGAUACAAAAAGCAAACAACACUGGGGUGAUAGAAAAGACAAGAUGGGGAAUCACUUUCACUUAUUAUUUUAUUAAAUGCAUUUAUAAUAGACACUCAUAAUAACAUACCUUAAAAGUUUGUUUCCAUACGUUUUCUCUCACAAUACUUUUAUGGCCUCCUUCCUUUUCUCCACAUGACAUCUACUCUUUCUGGUUAAAAAUAGAAUUCCACGCUGCUCAUAUACCUGACUGUGGAUGUUUGGUUAAUCAUAUGGCUCUAAACUAGUUCCAGAUUGCUACAAGCAAGGCUUCAGGUAUCUUGUCUUUUAACUGUGUUAAAGUUGAACCAAGAUACUUUUCAUUUGUUCUCUAUAUAUUCUAGGUGCUGCCACUUUAGAGAAGAAACUCACAAGGAACCUCAUCUGGACAAAGGUUUCUGUUCUGGAGAUAGUUACUGUAUUUGUAAAGGUGGAGUCGUCAAUAUGACAAUCAUACAAAACGGGGCAAAUUACUGCAUACAACAACAGUAUUCAAAUCUUCUGAGAUUGCUACUUUAGGCUUUUCCCAAUCUGGGCUAGGCUCAAGGGAGGGUGCAGAUUGGGAAGAGACAAUUCGUUUUGGCAUAUUUCUUAUUCUGUUUUUUUUUAAGCAGAAAGAAGCCCUGCUGUGUAUGAUGUAAUUUUGAUAAGUCAACCUUUUAUAGUCAUGAUGUCAUGAUCUGAUUUGUUGUUCUUUUUCAAACAUGUUAGCAGAAACUACUGUAGUUACCAUAAGGAGCCCGUAUUGGACACAUUGGGUGAUAUUUUGGACCCAUUAUAGACAUUUGGGAUUUGUUCAUGAACUCAAUGCAUUGCUUAUGGAUUCUGAGCAAAGCGAAAUAGAUGGCAAUCGUAUUAGGUCAUUUAGAUUGAACAUAUGUUACAAUUUGGCUAAAUCUAUGCCAAAGUGACCAUCAACAAUAAGGUAAUACCUUUUCUUGUUAUUGAUAAAUAUGGCCAGAUUCAUAUCACUGUGUUAACGUUGCAAUUUUGUGUUUAUUUUUCAGGGUAAGUCAGAACUUAUUUUCCCUGUCUUGGUUUCAUCUGUCUCCUUUUUCUGCUUUGGUGCCCAUGUAAGACUCAAGGCCAGAGAGAUGUUCAACAAUGGGCCCUGUGGAUAUUUCUCAGAAACAUUUUAAAACAGAUAUGUAUUAAAACAUAUGUAACACUUUUGUCCAUGUACUUAACUUUAUUCGUGUAAUCCAACCCAAAUAAUUGGACACCACUUUUUUCAAUAUAUGAUAAAACAUUAUGUAUAUUUUGUCAGCUGUUGAGAACAUAACUUGUAUUCAUUUUCACAUAAUAAACAUGUCAGUGAAAAAUA